This is a messenger RNA of Clunio marinus, 237 nucleotides long. The record is from the annotation of a GenBank genome assembly. Lineage: Eukaryota; Metazoa; Arthropoda; Insecta; Diptera; Chironomidae.
AUGAAAACGUACAAACAGUUUAAACCCGAACGAGAAAUGUCAGAACAAAAUAUUCAAAAGCAACCUCCCACAAGUAUCGUCACUAAAGGACAUACGAAGUCUUUAAUAGAUUUUGUCUCAACAUUAUUAGAAUUGCUCCACUGUGUACCAGAUAUUCGAAGAGCUUUGAACAUUUUUAAUUUGUGUGAAAUUCUUACGGUCGGUUGGAAAGUUCAACGAAUUCUUUACGAAGGUUGA